AAACUCUGAGUGAGUUCAGGUACAGGCCUAGGGCAAGUUAGCAACAUGUUGUAACGUCUCUCUCCCUCCAGGGCGGGUCGCAUAGGGAGGACGGGGUCUCUGGACUGAGAGGGGGUCACUCAAUGCCGGGCCAAGGGCCCAACCAGUCCACCACCUCUCCAGACCUCAGCCAGCCGGACCCCUACCGCGCCCUGUCCGGAGGCCUUCAGGGUCAGAGCACCUCCUCUCUGAGCUCAGAGAUCAAGUCUGAGGAUGAAGGAGACGAGAACCUCCUGCAGGACCAUAAGGAGCCCAAGAAGGAGGACCUGGACAUCAAGGAUCUCAAAUCAGUCGAUAGCAACGCUGAUGACGAGGACCUCUCCCCGGAGCAGAAGAUGGAGCGGGAGAAGGAGCGGAGGAUGGCCAACAACGCCCGCGAGCGUCUGCGCGUGCGUGACAUCAACGAGGCCUUCAAGGAGCUGGGCCGGAUGGUGCAGCUGCACCUGAAGAGCGACAAGCCCCAGACCAAGCUCCUGAUCCUGCACCAGGCGGUGGCAGUGAUACUGAGCCUGGAGCAGCAAGUCAGAGAGCGUAACCUGAACCCCAAGGCGGCCUGCCUGAAGCGGCGAGAGGAGGAGAAGAUAUCCGUGCCGACGGACGGAACACCCCUGUCGCUAGCAGCCGCCCACCACGCGGCGGUUGCCAUGGGCGACGGCUCCAACGCCAUGGGACAAAUGUCCAAGCUGCCAGAGUUCAUCAAGAUGAUGAGUGACCAUUUCCUCUGACGGCCUUCCCAUGUCCUGGCACUCGAUCGAAACCAUUGACCAACCUUUGACUCCUCGGCCUGGCCCCACCCCCUGCUCUUUCUUCUCCAAUCACAUUUCUCCUCCACCUUCUUUUGUUAGGAAAUUGACAGUUUGUGGGAGUUUUGACAUGAAAAUACAUAAAUCCUGGUAAAGAGAACACUCUUUUUCAGCAUUCCUUCUUUUAAGGAACAGUGACCGUUCUCAUCUAUGUAUAAAAAAAAAAAGGAAAGGUGUUCAUGAGUUGAACGUGGUCUGCUGAUGACAGAACAAGACAUAUCAUGAGACAAACAUACGGAGAGUCAGUCCGUCACUCCUGGAAGAGGCCAGGAGCCAUCCACUCAGAGAGAGGAGGAGAG
This is a messenger RNA of Gadus chalcogrammus (walleye pollock), 1141 nucleotides long. RefSeq names its product transcription factor 4-like. Bases 123 to 764 code for a protein of 213 amino acids. The record is from RefSeq and is a predicted model, not a curated record. Gene Ontology annotation, cellular component: transcription regulator complex. Gene Ontology annotation, molecular function: DNA-binding transcription factor activity, RNA polymerase II-specific; RNA polymerase II cis-regulatory region sequence-specific DNA binding; protein dimerization activity. NCBI's taxonomy places the organism in Eukaryota, Metazoa, Chordata, Actinopteri, Gadiformes, Gadidae. The transcript has 5 exons. Gene Ontology annotation, biological process: regulation of transcription by RNA polymerase II.